GUCUCGGAUCCACUGCACUCGCCUUGCAGGGGAUAAGGCAAACUACUGGUGGCUGAGACAUCACCCGAAAGUGCUCUCAAUGAAGUUUAAGACAGGAGUGAAGAGGGCAGAAAUCUCCAACGCCAUUGAUCAGUAUGUUACCGGGACCAUCGGCGAGGAUGAAGAUUUGGUCAAGUGGAAGGCACUGUUUGAGGAAGUCCCUGAAUCAUUAACUGAAGCCCAGAGAAAAGAAUGGAUUGAAAAGCUUAGUGAAGUUUCUGUCAGCUCUGAUGCCUUCUUUCCUUUCAGGGAUAAUGUAGACAGGGCGAAAAGGAGUGGUGUGGCAUACAUUGCUGCCCCUUCUGGCUCAGCUGCUGACAAAGUUGUGAUUGAGGCCUGUGAUGAACUGGGAAUAAUCCUUGCUCACACCAACCUUCGCCUUUUCCACCACUGAUGUCAUCACACGUUGUAUACGGUUUGCUUUGUGUGCAUAGAUGAAAGGUCACGCUUGACAUUUUGAAAGUACCUUUUUCAAAUAAAAUAAAGCAUUAAAUAUUAAUCAUCUUGGAUCCAUA
Erinaceus europaeus (western European hedgehog) is the source of this 554-nucleotide messenger RNA. RefSeq names its product bifunctional purine biosynthesis protein ATIC-like. Gene Ontology annotation, cellular component: cytosol. Gene Ontology annotation, biological process: 'de novo' IMP biosynthetic process. The transcript has 3 exons. Gene Ontology annotation, molecular function: IMP cyclohydrolase activity; phosphoribosylaminoimidazolecarboxamide formyltransferase activity. Lineage: Eukaryota; Metazoa; Chordata; Mammalia; Eulipotyphla; Erinaceidae. The coding region runs from base 80 to 433 and encodes 117 amino acids. The record is from RefSeq and is a predicted model, not a curated record.